This is a messenger RNA of Cajanus cajan (pigeon pea), 1689 nucleotides long. RefSeq names its product WAT1-related protein At3g28050. Gene Ontology annotation, cellular component: membrane. Gene Ontology annotation, molecular function: transmembrane transporter activity. Lineage: Eukaryota; Viridiplantae; Streptophyta; Magnoliopsida; Fabales; Fabaceae. The record is from RefSeq and is a predicted model, not a curated record.
CAUCCAAGUUCCCUGUUUGGCCCAAAGUGUACUUUAAGAUCAGCUUCAGUUAGUUGCCUUUUAACAUCACUGAACUUUACUCUUGAGGUGCAUGCUUUGCUUUCUGUAAGAAGGGGAUGGCAAAAGGGGUCUUCUGCUUCAGGGAUUUGCUUCCUUUUGGGGCCAUGGUCCUCAUGGAGUGCCUCAACGUUGCCUUGAACACUCUCUUCAAAGCAGCCACCUUGAGAGGGAUGAGUUACCAUGUCUUUGUUGUUUAUGCCUAUGCUGUUGCUGCUAUUGUUCUCCUUCCUGCACCCUUUAUCUCCAAAAGAUCAAGAGUGCUUCCUCCACUCAGUUUUCCCAUACUACGCAAAAUUGGUCUUCUUGGGCUAAUAGGGUGUGCAUCUCAGAUCAUGGGAUACACAGGAAUCAGUUUCAGUUCCCCCACUCUCUCCUCGGCGAUUAGCAACUUGGUGCCCGCUUUUACUUUUUUGCUUGCCAUCAUUUUCAGGAUGGAAAAGGUGGUUGUAAGAAAUGCAAGUAGUCAAGCCAAGGUGUUGGGUACCAUAGUAUCAAUAACAGGAGCAUUUGUAGUGACUCUCUACAAAGGACCUCCAAUCAACAUUGUUCAUAAACAUUCCUUGUCACUUCAUCAACUAAUCAACAGUAUCAAUUCGGUUGAUCGAAGUUGGAUAAUUGGUGGUCUUCUUCUGACAGCAGAAUAUAUACUGGUUCCAUUAUGGUACAUUGUACAGGUGCAAAUCAUGAAGGUGUACCCAAAUGAACUAACUGUGAUCUUCUUUUACAAUUUAAGUGUAAGCAUCAUGGCUGCAAUCGUAGGUAUAUUUACAGAGACAAAUGCAAGCGCUUGGAAAAUAGGACUAGACACAGCAUUGGCUUCUAUAGUUUGCUCUGGAAUUUUUGGAUCAUUUGUGAACAAUGCAGUUCACACGUGGGUACUACGUAUAAAGGGGCCUGUCUAUGUGGCAAUGUUCAAGCCACUCUCAAUUGCCAUAGCUGUUGCCUUGGGAGUCAUGUUCCUGGGCGAUACCCUCCACCUUGGAAGUCUAGUGGGAGCCACGAUUAUAUCGAUUGGAUUUUAUACUGUAAUGUGGGGCAAAGCGACAGAAGAGGGGGACAAAGAUGUCUCCGACCAGCAAUCACCAACCACGGAGAACGUUCCUCUCUUGCAAAGCUACAAAACUGAUUCAACUGAAAACAAAAUGCACGCAAGUGUAUAAAAGACAAAUAAAACUGUUCAUAAAACUUAAGAUCAUAGAAAAUCACACAAAGCAAAGCAAAUACAACUUUGUGGAUCAAAAGGAUGGUUUUGUUGUCCCCCAAGUCCACUCCUAGAGGACAGCAUAUGUAAGAAACAGUUCAACUAAAUAAGAAGUCUUCUUUAACCAAGACAAGUAAUUAAGAAACAUAAACGAAACUUUCUAGAUUAAGGAGCAACCAAUCUGCAAGUUGGUGUCAAACAUUCACAAAGGCGACUAUAUUAUGACAAGAGAGCAACUUCCCUGUCUCUUGUAACCAGCCACAUGAAGAUUCUGUAACAUCCCUAUUUUUUUUUUUUUGUUCUCCUGCUAAUUAGGAGCUUUUACUUUUCUACAAACUUUAGUCUGUUGAGUUGACUAUGAAACUAAUUCUGGGUGUAAAUCAUAAAGCAAUGUUGCAAAUCAUAAGUUGAUAAUUUAUCAAGAAUCA